CAUCUGAGCAGGCAUUGGACGGAUGCGUUCAGACGUAUACCGAUAGCCAAGCCGUUAGUAGUGUUUGUUGCGGCAGCUUUACUGUGAAGUUGAAUCCUCUCGAGACGGCUGACGUAUAUCUCCUUUAUCCAAGGACUUUGUAUUAACGGCACCCGACUAUUCUAUCCACCAAGCUGUAUAGUGAAGCGAGUGGGGAUUUCCUUUGUUGAAGACUUUAUUCAUAGCCUUUACCAAGACCCCCGUCGACUGACAAGAAGUUCAUCAACAACUAGUAUCUAAGCUUCUACUUUUUAAUGCAACACGCCGUCGGUGUCGCGGCGGGAAAUGGCUGCCGUCCGCUAACUUGCGAGCCUCGUCGCGGCGGAAUGGCGUCGCUCCACAGGACCUGCAGGCAGCGCCUACAUAGCUGCGUUGAGUACAGAAAGCAUAAUUGGAUGCUGAUACAGCUUAGUCGACCGAGACUGUGCACUGCUCUGGCCUCAUUCGGGCCGGAACCCUACGAUGUCGACGGCCCAAGAGGCAAGAGGACCCGCAAGCCUGAAUGGGUGCGAAUCCUGGAGGAGGAUGUGGACAAGGACCCAGAUGUUGCGCGCCUCAUGGAAGGAACGGGCGGAGACCCGGAGAAGAUCCGUGAAAAGAUGCGCUAUGCCCUCAAGGACAGCGAUGUGCAUCGAGAGGGCCAGGGCUCCGCCGUACCCCCGCGCAUCACCUUCCGAGCCAUCAGCCCCAUGGGUCUGUGGCUGUGGUUAGAGUUUCUGGAGCCGCCUCUGGGGUCGGAGCGCGAGCUGCUUGAGGGCGUGUUGAAGAGCUGGUUCGCGGUGGGCAAGUUGGGCGGAUACAACAGCCAGAACUUGCAGGUCUACCACAACGCGGACGACGACCAGUCUUUCUUCGAGUACGACAACGGUCAGCUGGAGGCGGGUGGCGAGCGCAUGACCGCCUAUCUGCACGACAUGCGGGAGGUGGAGUACCGAGAGUGCUGGGCGAGGACGUGGAUCGACAUGGGCACCGCUGACGAGCUGUCACUGGACAUCCUGCUCAACAUGCUGGUGGGGUUCAGUACCCAGAUGUGCGGGCUGCGCUCCAUCCGGCUGGGCGGUGUGAACGCCGACUGGCCGGUUCCGAGUGACGAGGACAUGGGUCUGCUGCCGGAGGAUGAUUACAUGAGGGUCGCCGCUGACCCCAUGAGGCUGCCCCAGGGGCUAGACGAGGAGUUCCAAUUCAUGGACGAGGAGGGCAUGUUGGAGGGCGGCAAGGGGGGCGGUGGGGGAGCUGCCGGCAGCGGGCGGCAGCAGCGGCAGCAAGGGGCAGGUGGCUAC
This is a messenger RNA of Astrephomene gubernaculifera, 1319 nucleotides long. The record is from the annotation of a GenBank genome assembly. NCBI's taxonomy places the organism in Eukaryota, Viridiplantae, Chlorophyta, Chlorophyceae, Chlamydomonadales, Astrephomenaceae.